Gambusia affinis (western mosquitofish) is the source of this 3273-nucleotide messenger RNA. RefSeq names its product pleckstrin homology domain containing, family M (with RUN domain) member 1 (gene plekhm1). The transcript has 11 exons. Lineage: Eukaryota; Metazoa; Chordata; Actinopteri; Cyprinodontiformes; Poeciliidae. The record is from RefSeq and is a predicted model, not a curated record. The coding region runs from base 187 to 3273 and encodes 1028 amino acids.
CUUGACUUCCCAUGAUGCAUCGGUUUUCGGUUAGACUGCAACAGGAGGAGGAGUCGGUUGUGUUAGAGGUUUACGGUGAGUUUACAUCAAGUUCCCGAAGAAUACCGACGUGUUUUGGGGAGUCUGGAGAGAGGUUAGCCAAACUGUUUCGGUGCCAUGUGAGAAUAAACCUUCCCUUGACGUGCCAUGCUUGCCACACAGAUGCCAGAAACUCUACCAGAGGCCAAAGAUGUCAAACAGAUCAAAGACAAGUUGGCCCAGUCUCUUAAAGCCCUCCAGAAACGAUACGUGACAUCAGACGCCGUGGUCACCAGUGAAGACGAGAAUGCUAAUCUCCUUUGCUCCGCUCUGGAGGCUAUUUUCAUUCAUGGGAUCAAGAGCAAGUAUAUCCGCUCCGAAGCUGGAGGCCGGAAUAGGAAGGGUGACCGAGGAGUCCUCCCUCAGCCUUAUUUCUGGAGCCUCCUCAAGACGGUCACACACCGUGACGUGAUCACGGAGCUGGAGAAGAUCAGCUACCUCGGCACAGAGGUGGGCCGCUGCAGAGCGUGGCUGCGACUGGCCCUGAACCACGGCCUUCUAGAGUGCUACCUCGCGUCUCUGUUUCGGGAGGACUCCAAGCUGCAUGCUCACUAUCAGCCCAGUGCCUUGCUCCUGAAUGCAGAGGAGCGAGAAGUUCUGCUCAGCUACCUCCAGGGUCUGGCCUCACUCACAUUCAACCUGUCCUACAAGUCCGCUGUCCUUAACGAAUGGACCACCACACCUCUGGUUCUGGCGGGACUCUGCCCACUGUCCCAGUCGGACAUGCUCAAUGGUGCAAGCCAACUUGCCUCGAAGGCCCCCCGCAAGGAAUCGUGGGACACUGCGUCUCAGUCAUCAAGUUCAUCAGAUGCAAUGGAUGUGCAGAGAGUCAACACGAUGUCUCCUCCUGGCGGAGAGGUUUUACAAGGAGAAAAGGCGGUGCUGUACUCAUCUAAUUUGAGUCUGGACACCACGGGGUCCUCCCAGCUCUCCUCCAGCUUGAGCUCCGACAGUUACCUGCAGGGACAGGACCCCCGCAGCCUGAACGGAGAGCAGUGGUCUUCAGGCGACCUGGACGCCCCCAUUAUUGUCAGAAACUACACCAAAAGGCACCAGAAAGAUGUGCAGUCUGAUUUCCGAGAGAGUGGACAGUGCAGUCAGGACUCGAUGCGUGAAGACUCAUUCGUCUCCAGCACAGGAGGCGAACUUUUCUCGGAGAGCACAACAUUCAGCGGCUCAGACAGCGAGAACCAGGGUCAGGAUAUGUCGGCACAAGACCCCGAAGAACAACUCCAAAAUCCUGACCCAGAGCCACCUCCACCCUCUGACCAGAUCCCAUCCUGUGAUGAACAACUUGAUGUCCAAGCAGCACAUGAAAUGUGCGGUAGUUCCUCUUCUGAAUUAUGCUCUGACACAGCUGUGAUCUCUGUUGUCAAACCUUCUGAGCCUGUGGAAGAAGAACAUGUGGCUGUUGUUCCGAAGAGCGCAGAGCCAGUUCAGGAAAUGAAGGAAACAGGUGCUUCAGAGAAGAGAAGCUUUGAGUCACAAACAAGCAAAGGCUCACAACGCUCAACAAGCAUCAUCAGCAGGAAACUGUCUACAGAUUCAUUCUCACACUCGCGUUCUUGGAUUUCUGAGGAUGACAUUUACAAGCCUGAUUUGGCAGAGGUGCCCGAUAAUGAGGAGGUGUCUCCCACAGCUGACCUGAAGGCUUCCCAGUCUCCUCCCAGUGUCGUCCAUCGCAGACAAAUAGGGCUUUCCAACCCCUUUCGAGGCCUGCUGAAGCUCGGCCACUUGGAGCGACGAGGCGGAAUGGGAAUAUGGCGCGACUACUACUGCGAACUCUCACCCUUUGAGUUCCGGAUGUACCUGAAUGCGGAAGAUCGCGAAUGUUUCGACAACUGCUCCCUCCUGCGAUGCGAAGACAUUCGUAUCACAUCGUCGGAGGGCCGAUUCGAAUUGGCCUUUCCGGGGAAACGGCUUUACCUCCGAGCAGCCAAUCAGGAUGAAGCAGAGGAUUGGGUGGACCGUAUAUUUGAGGCUGUAAACAAAUGCCGACCAACGCCACACGACGAUGAGCACUGGGAAGUGUUGCAGGGAAAUGGAGCGGAAAAUGGAGCGGAUGAGCGUUCAGUUUCAUCUGCUUCCUCUGCUCUCUCGAGCCCCGAGCGACGCUUGUCGUCCUCUGACUCGAGCGAGACGGUUCCUCCUGUCCAGGAGUUUGACUGGUCUCGAACUACUGUCUUGGAAAGGGAUGCUCUCAAAGAAGCUGUUCUGUAUCUCUCCAAAGAUUCUGAAGCCAGAACUUGGGCACCUCUGGUUGUUUCCCUUUCUCUGGAGGCCCUGAAAGGCUUUCGGGUACAGGAGGAAAGGAAGGUGUUGUGGCUAAACCAUCCCAUUGCUGAAAUCAGGGAUGUUGUUCCAGAUGUCUCCUUGGGAGGACCAGCCUUUUUUAAAGUCCUUACAGUGAGAGAGACGCUAAGAUUCAGAGCAGAGAAUCCCGAGGAGGCUCGGUCCUGGAGGGUUUUGAUCCGUGGAGCUUUGGACUCGUAUUUGGAGAGCGGAGAGGAUGUAAUUUCUGAGGAACCUCCUCCAGUCUGGAGCACUGGAGUGAAUGGUAAUCUGCAUAGACUGGUGCAACAUAGACUGAAAGAAAAUGGACCACUUCUGGCACACCUCUACACAGUUCCAUCAGAAAAGGGACUGGACGCUCAGAGCUUUAAAUGCUCAGGCUGCCAUCAGCAGAUUGGCCCGUCCCGAGGAAGAGCCCGGCUGUGUGAGUUUUCAGGCCAGUACUACUGUGAGGCCUGCCACAAGGGGGACACCACCAUCAUCCCGUCGCGCAUGGUGCACAACUGGGAUCUCACCCAAAGAGAGGUGUCAAAGAACGCUCUGCGUCUGUUGGCUCAGAUAGAGAGGGAGCCUCUGAUGAACCUGGAGCUGCUGAAUCCUGAUCUGAUGAGCCAUGCAGAAUCCAUGGCUCAGGCCCACAGCCUGCGAGAGAGGCUGCGCCUGCUGGGCGACUACCUGCUGACCUGCCGCAGCGGAGCCUGCAAGAAACUCCAUGCCAGAAUGGGACAGCGAACUUAUCUGUUGGAGUCAAGGCACCUGUACAGUGUUCAGGAUUUAAGACAGGUAUUGUUUUAUGUUAUUUCUUUAUCUUUUAAUGUUUCUCCACCCAUCUGUAGCCCCAGCAGACCUGGGCUUUUGCUGAAAGUCAGAUGCAGAUGGAGUUGGGUUCCUGACCUCUGGUGA